Messenger RNA from Stegastes partitus (bicolor damselfish), 2592 nucleotides. RefSeq names its product 5'-nucleotidase-like. Gene Ontology annotation, biological process: AMP catabolic process. The coding region runs from base 140 to 1756 and encodes 538 amino acids. Gene Ontology annotation, molecular function: 5'-nucleotidase activity; metal ion binding; nucleotide binding. Gene Ontology annotation, cellular component: plasma membrane. Lineage: Eukaryota; Metazoa; Chordata; Actinopteri; Pomacentridae. The record is from RefSeq and is a predicted model, not a curated record. The transcript has 9 exons.
GCGCAGCCUCCUUUAAUUCAUUAGGAGACAUAUAUGGAGCAGAGAGGAGGAGAGGAGAGCAGACUACUUCGGGUCAUGUAAAAAGGAACAGCUCCUAUCCGCGCUUUCUUCCUCCAGUGUGUUUGCGCGCAGCGGAGCGAUGGAAGCGGUGCGCCCCGAGCGGAGCGCUGCGCCUCGGCUCUGCUUCCUCCUGCUGCUGCUCCUGCUGGGUUCCUCCGUGUCCCCCUCCACGGCCUGGGACCUGGUUCUUCUCCACACCAACGACGUGCACGCCCGAGUGGAGGAGACCAGCGUGCACUCCGGGAAAUGCAGCAAAGGCAGCGGGUGUUUCGCCGGCGUGGCCCGGAGAGCCACGAUGAUCCGGAAGAUCCGCAAAUCGGAGAGCAACGUGCUGCUGCUGGACGCCGGAGACCAGUUCCAGGGGACCGUGUGGUUCAAUUACUACAAGGGAGCAGAGGCAGCGCAUUUCAUGAACACGCUGCAGUACGAUGCCAUGGGUCACAGGCAUGUGUUUUUGUGUUGGCCUGAGGGUAUUUUGAGAUGUUUGCAGCUCGUUCACUGUUCAUGUUUCUGCACAGGACCACACCUGCAGUUCGAGGACGAGGUGAGCUCUCUGCAGCUGCAGGUGAACAAGCUCCAGACGCUGGGGAUCAAUAAGAUCAUCGCUCUGGGCCACUCCGGCUUCACCGUGGAUCAGGAGAUCGCCAAGAGGGUCCGCGGAGUCGACGUCGUCAUUGGAGGACACAGCAACACUUUCCUCUAUACAGGAGCACCUCCUUCUUCUGAAGUACCAGCCGGUCUUUAUCCCUUCAUGGUGAAAUCAGACGACGGGCGGCAGGUUCCUGUUGUGCAGGCCUAUGCCUUUGGAAAAUACCUGGGUUAUCUGAAGGUGACCUUUGAUGAUGCAGGGAACGUAGUGAAGUCGACAGGAAACCCCAUCCUGCUGGACAGCAGCAUCCCACAAGAUCCAGAGGUUCUCUUAGAUGUGGAGGAGUGGAAGAAGAAUCUGGCCAACUACUCAGCUCAGGUGGUGGGAAAGACUCUGGUCUUCCUGAAUGGAACAACUGAAGAGUGCCGGUUUCGAGAAUGCAACCUGGGAAACCUCAUCUGUGACGCCAUGGUCGCCAACAACAUCAGGUCCUCCAAUGAUCUCCAGUGGAACCAUGUCAGCGCCUGCAUCUUCAAUGGAGGCGGCAUCCGGACGUCCAUUGAUGAACAGAGCAGGAACGGUUCGAUCACGAUGGAGGACCUGAUCUCCGUCCUACCCUUCGGAGGAACCUUCGACCUGGUGCAGCUGAAAGGCUCCACGCUGAGGAAAUCUUUCGAGCACUCAGUGAGACGAUACGGCAAGAGCACCGGAGAAUUCCUGCAAGUGUCUGGAUUUCAUGUGGAGUUUGACCUCUCCAAACCAGCGGGGAAUCGUGUCAGAAGCCUGAGCAUCCUCUGCACUAAAUGUCGUGUUCCGCACUACGAACCGGUCCAGGAUGAGACGAUCUACAAAGUGGUGCUGCCGUCCUACAUGGUGAACGGUGGAGACGGAUUCUCCGUGAUCAAAGAUGAGACACUCAAACACAACAGCGGGGAUUUGGACAUUUUAGUUGUGUCAGACUACAUUGCAGAGAGAAAGAAAGUGUAUCCCUCUGUUGAAGGACGCAUCAAGAUCUACAACUCAGCCUCUGGACUUUGGGGGCAAUCCGCUCCACUGGCUCUACUGGUUUUAAUGGGGCUGCUCUGGAGUCUUUGUUGCAGUGUCUAACUUCACUUACAAGAGGACAGAGACAUUUUAUUUUAACCAGACUGCAUUUUGUAAACUGCACGUGAACUUGAAGAAUUAACCAGAGUUACGGAUGUGAUCCUUCAGGACUGAAAAUCUCACCUCAUAUGAACUUGAUUUCCAGAGAAGCUCUAGUGGUCGAGACACUCUGAACAGUCUGUUGUGGAUCAUGUGGACCAAGUUUGGGCAAAACCACCAAAAGCAUGGUCUGGUGUUGAAGGUAUCGAAGACAUUAAGGACUGCAGUUCCUCUAAUCAUCACUAGAUGGCAGCUUCAAGAGAACUGUCGUGUACACUAGGAAAUCUGAAAUAAAAACCCUCUGUGCACGAGAAGUUGAGGUUGUUAUAUUUCAGUUAUUAUGGGUUAAAAAGAACCACUCUCAUAUCCCAUCUUAGCUCCACAGCUUCUGGUGUAUAUUUGGGGUUUUUAAAAUUCAGUAACUGCCAGUAGCUUCAGAAUGAUCCAACCUGUUCACAGGUUUUAACAGAAUACUGAAGGCAGAAAUCACAACAGCUGGACAGUCGAACCUUCAUAGACUGUUGUAUGAGGAUCUUCUUCACCCUUGGGUUUUAAUUGUUACAGAUCUUUCAUUUUCUAGUAAAUGGUGGAAAAUUAGUAAUUGUGUUGAGUUUUUAGUCCUUAGCUUGUGGCUUUAUGGAUCGGUAAGUUGGUUGGUCUUUCCAUCCCUUUGGUUCAGACUGAAAUAGCUCAACAACAAUCAAGUGAACUGCAAUGAAACUGUUCCAGAUAUUUAGGAUUUCCAGAUGAUGAAUCUGUAUUACUUGAUCAUUUGACAUUAAAUUUGGUUAAAACAUUCA